CCGAAAAUUAGCCUCUGUACUACGCCUCCAACGUUGCACUCACUGGCCGGCCGCUCCCAACUCCACCUCCUCCGAUCCCUACUAAGACCCUCUACUCCCCCCCUGUGCCUUGCCGCCUACUACUCGUAUCUUUGUUCUUGUCCUUUCUCCGGUGCGCCUUAUUCCUUUUCUCUCUCUUCUCUUUCAAUACCAACCUCGUCUUCGAGAACUCGACCUCGUUCUCGUCGAUAAACGACGACAAAAACCGACUUUCUCUCUUUUGAAACGCUUCGGAUCUACUCGAAUCUUCGGCGAAGACUCGACAAUUCCGCACUUCUUCGUUGAUUGAUUAUUCGCUCUUUCGAUCCAUUCGAGAUAUCUAUCCCAGGGGAUAACGACCUGAGACUCAUUCACUCGGCACUUGACUGUUAAGCUGGACUUCGCUCGCCUCAAUCAAAGAACAAAAGAACAACAAUCAUUACCCUUGACAUUCCUGCGUCUUCGACGACACUCAUUUGACUCGAACACUCGACCAUAUCGAACAUAAGAUUCGUUCAACAUCCCACGCAUCGAAGGGAAACCCUUCGACAACUGUACUAACUGCGAACCUGUCAGCUGCCGGCCAUCGACAGGUUCUUCCAGUUACUCGUCUUUAUCCCAGUUUUACCAUCCUUACCGGCGAGUCCGAGUCGACAGAAACUUUAAAACCACAACCAUGUUCUCCGCGGCAUGGACCAUGGGCGCUGCCCUAGGCCUGCUAUUCCUUACCCAAGGCGCUAAAGCCGACGCAGAAUCAGAGGCCAUCCUCAUAGAAGAGGCUGAUUCCGUGACCAAUCUCUUCCACAAGUUCCUUUUCAUAAUUUGCGGUGUUGUGGCGGUGAUAUUCAUAAUCUGGCGGGUCCUGAUCGUCUCCGUCAAGUACAUGCGUCAACUGGUGUGCCUCACAAAUGAGAAGCAGCGCUACUUCCAGAGGCCGUACAAGAAGUAUGCCAGUCUCAAGAAAUACCUCCUCUACGCCCCGAUAUUCCACAAGAGGCAUAACCGGGAGUUCCAGCUGUCGACGGCGAUGAAUAUGGGCGUGUUGCCAACGCGGUUCCAACUGCUCGCCUUGAUCGCAUAUGUUGGCACGAAUAUUGCAUUCUGCUUGUCCAGAAUCCACUGGGACCAGCCACUCUCCGUUGUCUCCGUUGAGAUAAGACAUCGAUCCGGCAUUCUUGCUGUUGUCAACAUGAUCCCGCUUUUCGUCAUGUCCACCAGGAAUAACCCGCUUAUUCACUGGCUCGAUAUCUCCUUCGACACGUUCAACCUACUGCACCGCUGGUUCGGUCGUAUCGUUGUUAUCGAAACACUGUUGCACACUUUCUCUUGGGUUGUCGCUACUGUUCACCGAAGCGACUGGGCCACUGUUGCGGCGGCAUUCCAAAAUAGCGAGAUGAUGGUGUUCGGUCUCAUUGGUGCUGCUGCGAUGGUUGCCAUUAUGAUCCAGUCCUUAUCGUUCGUCAGACACGCCUUUUACGAGACAUUCAAGUAUCUCCAUAUCAUGCUAGCAAUCACAGUACUAGUUGGUAUCUGGUACCAUCUUAAACUAGCCGGGUUGCACCAAACUAAAUACCUUAUCGUCGCCAUCGUCAUCUGGGCAUUGGAGCGUACCAUCAGGGUCCUUAUAGUAGUCUACCGCAAUAUGGGAAGGGGUGGAACCAAGGCCCUAUUGGAAGCCUUACCUGGAAACGCCGUUCGCGUCACUCUCAAUGUCGCCCGCCCCUGGACCUUCACGCCUGGACAGCACGCCUACCUCUACAUGCCCUCUAUCGGCGCAUUUACAUCCCACCCCUUCUCCGUGGCGUGGAGCCAAGAAGAGGAAGACCCGCUCGCAGGAGAUGGACUCGUCGGCAAAGACAGGCAAGACGUCCUCGCCAUCCGCAAGACAACGAUGUCCUUCGUCAUCCGUGCCCGUACCGGCUUCACCAACACGUUAUUACAAAAAGCCGAAGCAGCCCCUGAGGGCAAGAUGUUCACAAGGUGUUUCGUCGAAGGGCCCUACGGCGGCGCGCACCUAAUGCGCUCUUACGGCACGGUCGUCCUCUUCGCCGGAGGAAUCGGCAUCACGCACCAAGUUCCCCACGUGCGUGACCUGGUGACCGGAUACGCCAACGGCACCGUCGCCGCCCGCAGGGUCCUGCUGGUCUGGAUCAUCCAGAGCCCCGAGCAUUUGGAGUGGAUCAGGCCGUGGAUGACGGAGAUCCUGGCGAUGGACAAGCGUCGUGAUAUCCUACGCAUCAUGCUCUUCAUCAGCCGCCCGCGGUCGACGAAGGAGAUUCACAGCCCCUCGGCGACGGUGCAGAUGUUCCCCGGUAGGCCGAACAUCGAGACGCUGCUGGACAUGGAGGUGGAGAACCAGGUCGGCGCUAUGGGUGUCUCGGUGUGCGGUAGCGGUUCGCUGAGUGACGAUGUGAGGAGCGCUGCCAGGAGCCGCCAACAUAAGUCGAAUAUCGACUUUGUGGAGGAAGCAUUCACAUGGUAGUAUAUGACGGGGGUUGCCGAUAGAUCUUCUGUUGUAUAUAUGUUUUUGCUGGGCGGUCUGCUUGAAAGAUUUUUGCGAGGGGAGGAAAAAUCUACCAACGCUUUAGAGACAGCUCGAUGAUCUGAUUUAGCGUUUUUUGUGCGGUGGAAUACCCGCUGGGAUUAUAUGGGAUGGGAAGGUGUAUGGGGGUGCAUGCUUCACUGGACAAUAGUGUGGAUGAUGCUCUGGAGUUUAUUUGGGAUGGUUCCGUGUGUGGUUCCGCAUGGAUAUGGGUAUUUAGUGUGCUAGAUACUGGCUACAAUGCUAGAUUACAUUCAUUUGGAUUCAUUUGGAUUCAUUUACGUGUGCUCGUUCUGUUCAAGUGACUCAACAUGACCGUAUAAUGUCUGAUAUGUAGGAAACUAUGGCCAAGAUAAAGCCAUUCGGUGACUCAAGGCUGUAAUUGUCGUCAUGCCCUCUCAAUUAGUUAGAUACUUAGAAUAGAG
Pseudogymnoascus verrucosus is the source of this 2985-nucleotide messenger RNA. RefSeq lists its product as uncharacterized. Lineage: Eukaryota; Fungi; Ascomycota; Leotiomycetes; Thelebolales; Thelebolaceae. Gene Ontology annotation, cellular component: plasma membrane. The transcript is spliced from 2 exons. Gene Ontology annotation, molecular function: ferric-chelate reductase activity. The record is from RefSeq and is a predicted model, not a curated record. Bases 695 to 2500 code for a protein of 601 amino acids. Gene Ontology annotation, biological process: intracellular iron ion homeostasis; iron ion transport; copper ion import.